CACGACAUCGAGAUGGAUCGAUAUAGGUGUCGCUAAAAGCGACCUUCUACAGUAAAGUGUCUGUAAACCAAAGAAAUAAUAAUUAAAUAUCAAAUAUUUGAAAAAGAGAGAAAGUUGUAUUCGAGAUGCGUAUUACCAGUGUACUUCUCUACAAAGUUCAUAAUAUUCCUUACAGAUAUCGUGGGAAAUACGGCAUACAAAAAAAGCCAACAUUGAGAGAUAUCAAGCAAUUUAAAGAAGAUCUGGAAAGGGAGGAAGCCAACAUGUUAAUCCUAAGGCAUCCUUACCUUACAAGCGAACAAUCACAGGGUCAUAUGUGCAAGAAUAAGGAAAAAAUAUACAAAAAUCUGCUAAAUCAAUGGAGAGAAGAUGUAAAUGCGAAAUUUAACAAAAAAAUCACUAUCAUGGAUCGAUUGAAUCAUCUUAGAGUAACAGAAAGCUGGGAUUAAUAUUUAUUUCCAUAAAUAAUUACAAAUGAUUACUUUAUUAAAAAUAAAAGGUCUUAUUAAAUAAAAACAUA
Frieseomelitta varia is the source of this 520-nucleotide messenger RNA. Its product is annotated as ribosomal protein 63, mitochondrial. Gene Ontology annotation, molecular function: structural constituent of ribosome. The record is from RefSeq and is a predicted model, not a curated record. Gene Ontology annotation, biological process: mitochondrial translation. Bases 126 to 449 code for a protein of 107 amino acids. The transcript is spliced from 2 exons. Lineage: Eukaryota; Metazoa; Arthropoda; Insecta; Hymenoptera; Apidae. Gene Ontology annotation, cellular component: mitochondrial ribosome.